UCUUGAUGAGGAGGAGAGGAUUCAAUUUCCAGGGCUGAAUAUCUUCCCUCGUUCCCCAUGCACGUGAGCGCAGGUACACACAUGCAGAGCAGGUGGAUUUCCCCCCCUGCAUCUGGAGCCAUGGGUAGCAAGAAACUGAGACGAGCGGGUUUAUCACAAGAGCUGUGUGACCGUCUGAACAGACAUCAGAUCGUUACCUGUAAGGACUUUUUAUGUCUUUCCCCACUGGAGCUUAUGAAGAUCACUGGCCUUAGUUAUCGAGGCGUCCAUGAACUUCUAUGUGUGGUGAGCAGGGCCUGUGCCCCACAGAUGCAAACGGCUUAUGAGAUAAAGGCACAGAGGUCUGCUGCUCUUGCGCCAACAUUCUUACCUACAACCCUUUCUGCGUUGGAUGAAGCCCUGCAUGGUGGUGUAGCUUGCGGAUCCCUCACAGAGAUUACAGGCCCACCAGGUUGUGGAAAAACUCAGUUUUGUAUAAUGAUGAGUGUUUUGGCCACCUUACCCACCAGCAUGGGAGGAUUGGGAGGAGCUGUUGUGUACAUUGACACAGAAUCAGCAUUUAGUGCUGAAAGACUGGUUGAGAUAGCAGAAUCUCGUUUCCCUGGAUAUUUUAACACUGAAGAAAAAUUACUUUUGACAAGCAGUAAAGUUCAUCUUUAUCGGGAACUUAGCUGUGAUGAGGUUCUACAAAGGAUUGAAUCCAUAGAAGAAGAAAUUAUUUCAAAAGGAGUUAAACUUGUGAUUAUUGACUCUGUUGCUUCUGUGGUAAGAAAGGAGUUUGAUGCACAACUUCAGGGCAACAUGAGAGAAAGGAACAAGUUCUUGGCGAGAGAAGCAGCCUCCUUGAAAUAUCUGGCUGAGGAAUUUUCAAUCCCAGUUAUCUUGACGAAUCAAAUUACAACCCAUCUGAGCGGAGCCCUAGCUUCUCAGGCAGACCUGGUGUCUCCAGCUGAUGAUUUGUCCCUGUCUGAAGGGGCUUCCGGAUCCAGCUGUGUCACAGCUGCACUGGGCAACACCUGGAGCCACAGUGUGAAUACACGGCUGAUAUUCCAAAGCCUCGCUUCAGAGAGAAGACAGGCUGUUACUGAUGUAAUGAAUUGGAGCAUUCUGAGAUUCUUGUGAGGACAAGCAUCACCCAGCUGGAGAAUUCAGUUACUGAUUUCUUCAAACAGGCUAUGACUGUCACGUUGCUUUGUUGCCCACAUUUCAUAGCAACUUUCAGAAGGGACUCUGUUGGGGGAUGAAGGUCAUUGUCCAAAAGAAGUGGAAGUGAAGGAGCUAUGCUUGGGAACCUUUUCAGAUCCUUUCGUAUUGGACCAAUAAGUAGAAAGUAAUCAUCAUUUCUAGUCUAUGGGAGCAAAACCCCAGAAGUUGCUAAGAGACUCUUACGUGCUCCAUCACUACAGGGAACAGAUAAAACUCUACCCUUUGGAGAAUGACUCUGAAUCCAAUCCCAUAUUGAUUUACUUGGACCCUCUCUAGGAAGUUCCCAAAUUCUUUAACAUAGUAACCACUAACUAGGAUACUCUUAUGAUUACUUGAUGACACACAGAACUUUAUAGACCUUGGGGUCAGGUACAUGUUUUAUAUUAGAAGGGUAGGAUUUUAAUGAAAA
Molecule: messenger RNA, 1615 nt
Organism: Miniopterus natalensis
Lineage: Eukaryota; Metazoa; Chordata; Mammalia; Chiroptera; Miniopteridae
Source: RefSeq, a predicted model, not a curated record